Molecule: messenger RNA, 2184 nt
Organism: Spea bombifrons (plains spadefoot toad)
Lineage: Eukaryota; Metazoa; Chordata; Amphibia; Anura; Pelobatidae
Gene: ADRA1D
Product: adrenoceptor alpha 1D
Exons: 2
Coding region: 424-1935 (503 amino acids)
Biological process (GO): adenylate cyclase-activating adrenergic receptor signaling pathway; positive regulation of cytosolic calcium ion concentration; phospholipase C-activating G protein-coupled receptor signaling pathway
Cellular component (GO): membrane
Molecular function (GO): alpha1-adrenergic receptor activity
Source: RefSeq, a predicted model, not a curated record
ACAUAAAGAUAAACUUGGGGGUUGAGACAAAAGGACACCAGCUGGACCUACAUACCAGGUUUUGUUUUACCUUGAAGGCUAUGGAUGUCCUUAGCAGCAGUCAAGUCUGGUUAAAGCAUCAUUAGGAAGACUCUGGGGAGGAGCUGCUUCUGUAUGGAAGCGAGUAGCACCAGUUUACAGCGUCACUCAUGGUGAGUGCAAUCAUCUGAAAAGUUCCUCCUGAGUUCUUCUGGUUCUCCUGGGAGUCCUCCUCAUAAUCUGAAGCUGGUGACCUGUAGAAUGUUGCACCCAGGAUUGCUCGCAGCCCUGGAACUUUGAGGAGCCGACGAAGCGAAGGAGAUAGGAAGGAGAGGAUGUCUGAACCUUCUGAUGGAAUGUGUCUGAGAUCUGGAUCCACGUACAUGGGGAGAACACUGUGCUAACAUGACUUUUUCAGACCUGGCAAAUGUCAGCUUCGGGAACCACACGGAGAAACAGGGUGACCCCACCGCACUGGGUUACAAUGACACCGAGGACUCUGUCAAUGGCACCUCUUUGGCUCUGCCCCUGGACCUGCAAGCUCUGACCGUCGGGGUCAUCCUGGCAGUCUUCAUCCUCUUUGCCAUUGUUGGGAACAUUAUGGUCAUUCUCUCGGUGGCAUGCAACAGGCAGCUCCAGACAGUCACGAAUUACUUUAUCAUUAAUCUCGCUAUAGCCGACCUCUUGCUCAGCACCACUGUACUCCCUUUUUCUGCUACCCUGGAGGUCCUAGGGUUUUGGGCUUUUGGAAGGAUCUUCUGUGACAUAUGGGCUGCUGUAGAUGUCCUCUGCUGCACUGCUUCUAUCCUGAGCUUAUGUAUCAUAUCCAUUGACAGGUAUGUCGGUGUGAAAUAUUCCCUCAAGUACCCAACUAUCAUGACCGAGAAGAAAGCUGUGCUUAUCCUCAUACUGCUUUGGUUAUCCUCCAUGGUCAUCUCCAUUGGACCCCUGUUGGGAUGGAAGGAGCCUCCACCUCCAGACGACAGCAAGUGCAGCAUCACAGAGGAACCUGGAUAUGCCCUCUUUUCUUCCCUGUUCUCUUUCUACUUGCCCUUGUUGGUCAUCCUGGUCAUGUAUUUUAGAGUCUACAUUGUGGCCAGGAGGACAACAAAAAGCCUGGAAGCUGGCGUGAAGAAGGAAAGAAACAAGUCCAUGGAAGUUGUGCUCAGGAUUCACUGCAGAAGUGUCUUGGAGGAAUCUACCUCUAGUUCCAGGAAUAAAGGACAUACCUUCAGGAGCUCCCUUUCUGUGAGGCUUCUCAAGUUCUCCAGGGAGAAGAAAGCUGCAAAGACACUUGCCAUCGUGGUUGGGGUAUUUAUACUCUGCUGGCUACCCUUCUUUGUCGUGUUGCCUAUAGGGUCCUUCUUUCCAUCCCUGAAACCAUCAGAGUCGGUCUUCAAGGUGAUCUUCUGGCUGGGAUACUUUAACAGCUGCGUCAAUCCUAUUAUAUACCCAUGUUCCAGCAAGGAAUUCAAAAGAGCGUUCAUCAGGCUGUUGAGAUGUCAGUGCCGGAGAAGACGAAGACCGCUCUGGAGGGUUUACGACCACCAGUGGAGAACAUCUAUGACUAGUUCCGGAAAGGGAACCGACGGAGAACGCCAUACGAAUUUCUCCUCCAUGAACUCCUCGUUCAUAUUUAACCCUGGGAACCGAGGAGUCAACGUCAAGAGGAAGGCCAUGGAUUUCAAAGGGUGGAAAAUCAUUUCUCCUUUUCAAAGAUCGUCUACUCAACUAAAAGAAAAAAUGAACAAUCUUUCAAAUAAAAUCAGGAAUGGCUCGAGUAAGAGCAACGUUACAGCUGCCUACAAGAGCGAAGUCGAAUCCAUUUCCAUGGCUGUUUCCAAUGACUUGACAGAACUUGAAUAUCAAAUGUACGACCUUACAGACUGCUGUGGGCUCAGAGAAACCGAUAUAUAGGUGUAAUUAUUUAGAAGAGUUAUGAUUUUACUUGCGUUUUUUUUUGGGGGGGGGGGUUGUUUUCAUCGUGGUAUACCGUGCAGAAGAGAAAAUGUGAUAUAUAUGUGAAAUAUUUGGUAUUCGUGUUAUAAGUGAAGAAUCAGAAGGUUAAAAGAGUUACGAUGACGUUGAAUUUACGGUGGUAAAUGUCCAAAAUUUUUAUGUGAUUAAAAAAAAAAAAAAAUAUCUGAAAAUAAAAAAGAAAACGUA